This is a messenger RNA of Talaromyces marneffei, 960 nucleotides long. RefSeq lists its product as uncharacterized. The transcript has a single exon. The record is from RefSeq and is a predicted model, not a curated record. Gene Ontology annotation, biological process: regulation of lipid storage. Lineage: Eukaryota; Fungi; Ascomycota; Eurotiomycetes; Eurotiales; Trichocomaceae. The coding region runs from base 1 to 960 and encodes 319 amino acids. Gene Ontology annotation, cellular component: endoplasmic reticulum.
AUGGACUCGGAUCAACCUGUAGACUGGAACACCGGCGAAAAGUCAGGACGAGUAAGCAUCGGCAGUCACAAAUUAUGGCUGAGCGUACACGGCCCUGAUCGCAAGGCCGGAGAACCGCUGGUGAUCAUUAUUCCAGGCUUAGCAAACAACUCAACGAGCUGGGCUGCGGUACGACGCGGUAUAGCCACUUUCGCUCGAGUUCUACAAUAUGAGAGAUCAGGAUAUGGGGAAAGCGAUGUUUCGACCGAAAAGCCAACGGCGACGACAAUCGCCAAAGAGCUGAGUCUGCUUCUUAAAAGUGCAAAUAUACACCCGCCAUAUGUGGUCAUUGCGCACUCAUGGGGCGGGAUUCUGAGCAGAGAGUUUCUGGCUUUGCAUCCCAAGGACAUUAUAGGAAUGGUGUUCGUUGAGGCAAAUCAAGAACGUACGCUGGAGGUCUUGGAUUGGCGGCAAUUGGCUCUGUCGAGUCUACUAGCUGGUGUCAACGGUCCCGAUGCUACGGGCAUAUCGCGAAACCAUAUGCUCACCGACGAAGAAUGGCGGAUUUAUCAAGACACGCAAAAUACAGAAAGUCAUCAGAGGCAGGCAGCUCUAGAGAUAGCUGAAUAUGCCAACACAUUUCCAGUCUUGAAGGCAAAGUCACAGUUGCAUAGACAACCACCGUUCCUAGGCGACCACCCUGUCUGCGUCAUUAAAGGUAACAAUAAAGCAGACUUUGAGAAGCUUCUGAAGGCAGGGUUGGCCCGCGGCAAUGGGGAUAGUGCGAAACAGGCUGCCUUUGAAGAAAUACUCAGUACAUGGGACGAGAAGGACGAGUCUUUGCAGUCCGAGACACUAUCACUGUCGUCCAAGACACGUUAUACUGAGACUAAGAAUAGUGGACACAAUAUACAACUAAGCGAGCCAGAUCUGAUUAUCAGCAGUGUUAACUGGGUUCUGUCUCAAGCUAAAUACAGCUAA